Penicillium macrosclerotiorum is the source of this 1548-nucleotide messenger RNA. RefSeq names its product fungal specific transcription factor domain-containing protein. The coding region runs from base 1 to 1548 and encodes 515 amino acids. Gene Ontology annotation, biological process: DNA-templated transcription. Gene Ontology annotation, molecular function: zinc ion binding; DNA binding. The transcript has 2 exons. NCBI's taxonomy places the organism in Eukaryota, Fungi, Ascomycota, Eurotiomycetes, Eurotiales, Aspergillaceae. The record is from RefSeq and is a predicted model, not a curated record.
AUGCAUGCUUUGCUUCUGGGGAUCUAUGCCAAUGCAGUACAGUCAAUGACCAAUGAGCUCUGCUUAGAAGCAAUGAAUGAAGACCGAUCGGUCUUGCUAUCUCGUUAUACAGCUGGGGUGCAAUAUGCACUCCACAAAGCUGGCUUCUUGCAGUCCUCCGACCUGACUACCCUGCAAGCCUACGUGCUUUUUCUGUACUCAGUAUCGACGAUCAUUGACCCUCGUUCAUAUUCCUGUUUGACUGCCAUCGCAGACCGGAUUGCCAAACGUGAUGCUCUACAUCGGGGCAUCCAAGGAGAGCAGCUAUCUGCCUUCGAUCUGGAGAUUCGACGUCGCACUUGGUGGCACAUAGUCUUACUGGACAGCCGGGCAGCAGAGGUUUCUGGAUCAGGGACAUUCGUGGUUGACUGUCAAUGGAAAGUAAAUUUGCCCCUCAAUGUCAACGAGAGCGACCUGAACCCGGAAACAACAUCAUUGCCUCGGGAAUAUGAGCGCGCAACAGAUAUGCUAUUCUGCCUCAUACGUUGCGAGGCUGCUGAAUUUCAUCGCAAAUUUCGUGCAAGGAGAAUCCUGGAAGAGGGCUGUGGCAAUCUAAAAGUCCCGCCCUUAUCCCUACAAGAAAAACUUGAUUCUAUCGACGUUUUUGAGCGGCACAUCGAAGCCAAAUACCUCCAAUACUGUGAUCCCCAGCUUUUACUCCAUGAUUUGUCGCGCUACUACGCAACAUACUUCCUAACAAAGAUGAGAAUCAUCACGUACGGUGCCUACCUUAGCAGGGGUCCCUUCGAGAACACCAAGACGAAGGAUGAUCAUCAAGAUAACGUUAUACGGAUCUGCCUUGAAGCAAUUGAAGCAUACCAUUGCCGUGUCCAAAAUCUAAUGUCUUUAAAGUUUGCGUGGUAUCUAGCAAACACUCCACCAUUCCUCGCAGUGGUCAAUCUUUUUUAUAUUCUUCGAGAACGGACCGAAGGUGAGCUCGUUGCUCGGGCAUGGGAUAUUAUGGGCUGCCAAGAUGAGAUAUUUGGCCGUCCCGACUGGAUAUGUUCUUUCGGGCCGGAAAUGCACGAAGCAAAGCAGGGAAACAUGGUUGCAACCUUCGCUGGCUUGGUUGUACAGGCGUGGGAAGCCCGCAGGAAAGUACUAGGCCGAGAGAACCAAAUUCCUAUGCCGCGCCUGAUGAAUAAAAUGAAGGAAGUACUAGGUCCUUUGUUCCGAACAAAACAGUCCACAACUCUGGAUAAAUCUAAUCAUGAAAAGAUUUCCACGUCUGGACAACCAAAUUUAGGCGAUGCAACAAAGAACUGGAACGUCUCGGAUGCGGCACCAUACUCACAGCCCAGCAUUAUGUCCCAGCCCGAGACAGGCCCUCCAGCCGAGUACGCUCCGUCGAUCAACUCUGCCCCUCCUUACAUGUUGGACAUGCCAGUUGAUGCCUAUCAGGUGGAUGGCAGUUGGGUUGAAGGAGAUGAAUGGCCAAUUUUGUUCCCGGAUGAUGGACGUGGAUUGAAUGUUGACUGGGACCAGAUACUAUUUUCUAUGUAUCAGUAG